AUUAAGUCUUAUGGUCUACUAAUAUUUUUUUUUUAACAGAAGUGAUUUCGAAUAAUUUAUAUUUAUUUAUUCUUUAGAAAUUUGCCAUGGAGAAACUGCGACUUGUUUCAUCAAAUAAGAUAUUUGGAGGUUAUCAAAAGGUAUUCUCUCAUGAAUCAUCUGAACUGAAAUGCACCAUGAAUUUUUCUAUUUACUUGCCACCGCAAGUCGAGGGUGAUGUUAAAUUACCAGUAAUAUUUUAUCUUUCUGGUUUAACUUGUACUGAACAGAAUUUUAUAACCAAAGCCGGUUUUCAAAGAUAUGCAGCAGAGCAUGGUAUAAUAGUGGUUGGACCUGAUACGUCUCCAAGGGGUAUAAAAAUCCAAGGUGACAAUGAGUCUUGGGAUUUUGGAGUUUCAGCUGGUUUUUACUUAGAUGCUACCAAAGAGCCUUGGUCUACUAACUAUAGAAUGGGUAGCUACGUCAACAAAGAGUUGUAUGAAUUGAUUCAAGCUGCAUUUCCUGUCGUAGAUCCUGACAGAAUUGGUAUUAUGGGACAUAGUAUGGGAGGACAUGGUGCACUUGUGUCUACUCUGAGGAAUCCUGGCUUAUACAAGUCGGUGAGCGCCUUUGCCCCUAUUUGUAACCCCAGUAAGUGCCCUUGGGGUGAAAAAGCAUUUACAGGUUAUCUUGGUGAAAACAAAACUGAAUGGGCUUCAUGGGAUGCAACUGAACUUGUCAAGAAAUAUAAUGGACCUCCAUUAACUUUGCUUUUGGACCAGGGAGCUGGGGAUAAGUUCUAUAUUGAAAAGCAGCUCUUGCCAGAAAAUAUAGUGGAAGCAUGCCGCUCUGCAGGUGUUCCAGUCAUAUUAAACCUACGAGAAGACUACGACCAUUCAUAUUACUAUAUUUCUACAUUUAUUGGAGAACAUUUUGAUUUUCAUGCAAAAAUCCUCAAGAGCUAGAAUUGAUAUCAGAGUUCAUUUCAAAAUAUAGUGCAUUUAUUGAAUCAAAUAUAUAUUUUAUUGUAUAAAAUGUUGUUAUAAAAACGAAUAUGUUAUAAACU
Molecule: messenger RNA, 1045 nt
Organism: Diatraea saccharalis (sugarcane borer)
Lineage: Eukaryota; Metazoa; Arthropoda; Insecta; Lepidoptera; Crambidae
Source: the annotation of a GenBank genome assembly